Molecule: messenger RNA, 2326 nt
Organism: Neodiprion fabricii
Lineage: Eukaryota; Metazoa; Arthropoda; Insecta; Hymenoptera; Diprionidae
Exons: 2
Coding region: 664-1767 (367 amino acids)
Source: RefSeq, a predicted model, not a curated record
AAACUAUGUUCAACGGGAAAUUUUGGGGCAGGAACAAGUUGCGCGAGUUCGAGAACCGGAUGCGCCGCAUCGGAGCCCCGAAUUCGGACGUGCCUCUGCCAGAAGAACGUGGGCUGCCUGGACCGUCAGGAUUGCGGAGGAUUCAGGCCCAGAGGCACAGCAGAGACCGGAGCCUGUCCAGGGCCGUGUCAAUGCGAAGUCGAGGACUCGUGGAAUCGAAACGUGCCGCCGAAGCCGAACUGCGAAUGGGUGUCAAACUUCACGGAGCUCCGUCGUCAGUGGAGCGAUCACGGGCGACGGGAGUCCUGCAAAUGCUGCAACUGCCGCCCCAGCCGGCCCAGCACCCCCUGCCGCCCUUGCAUUCCCUGCCCGCCUGCGACCCCCUGCUGUUCGUCGACCUCGGUAUCUUGCCAGAAACGUGAUCCUUGCCAAGCCCCGUCAGAUCCUUGCGCCCGGACCUGCUGCGAGGGUUCGCGACUCGGUGGCGGCGGGUGCUGCUCUUCUCCAGGGAAAUCGAGCUGCUGCCCCUCGGAGUCCAGCUCUGACGCUUGUCCGCCUCCGAGCUGUUGCGAUCAGGCUAAUCCCUCUUGUCAGCCUUGCUCGCCGCAGCCCCGACCGAUCCUGAAGAAACGGAGCUGCUGCAUAUGCGCUCCGGGUGGCUGCAUGUGCCAGCCGAUGCCGAGAAACUGCAACUGCCCGCCACCCGUACAGAUUGACGCGAGAGCCGACGAGGACUGCUCGUGCGACUGUCCUUCCGCACCCGAGUGCGCCUGUCCACCGAGCGAACGCCGGUUCUCCAGGACCAAGGUGAAGUGUCCCAACGCCAGGAUCUGCUGCCCCGUUCCUCGCCAGCCCCCAGGAACACCUUGCUGCUGCAUCGAGUGCCGACCCUGCCUCCCGCCGCCCUGCGACCCCUGCUCGUCGACCAGAUGCCGCCCAUCGACGCCUCGGACCAAGCCCUGCAGGCCGGCCUCACCUUGUCCCCCUAGCUCGCCCUGUCGCCCAAAGCGAAGCUCUCCUUGUCAAAAACCGGCACCACCCUCGCCCUCUCGAUCCUCCGCUCGCUCCUCGUCCCGAGGAUCAAGUUGUUGCUCACCGUGCAGAGCGCCAGGUCAGUCGUCUUCAACCUGCGAUGAUAACGGCGAGGUGGUCGAGGUCACGCGGGCACGCGGAGAUGACGGAGAGCGAUACUGCGCCGGCGAUGCCGAUCGGCGUUCAAGGUGUCGCUGCGCUCACGACGGGAAGGGUUGCGUCGAUGAUUGCCGCUGGCGCUGCUCAAGGAACUGCGCCGGCGAACCCUUGACAGGGAGCUGCGAACGGCCGAAAGAACCGGGGAACAACGAGGGCCGGGCCCCGAACGUAUCGCAGGUUGCCACCGGCGUCGAUAAAUCUCUUUCGAUCGAUCACCGUCAGGUGGAUCAUUCGGUGACGAAAAUUGAGGCUGCUCCUGAGCUGCGUGCCGCAACUUAUCCUGGCAACGCUGCUGCGGUCGGAGCGCCUGGUGCUCGCGGUACUCGCGGUACUUCCGGUUGGAAGGUCUUCCCUCGCAAGGUUUCGCGCAGUGCGGUUUCACCUGUUGGUGGAACAGGCAAUUCCCUUUCCAACGUGAUCGCCGCACGGAAAUCGGCUGCCACCCCCGGUGUCAACCGCACCCCGAUCGGCACAAACGCGUUGCACGCUCGUCUCGUCGCAAAGAGGAUGGCUCCUGGGCGAUCGGGGCUCGGUGUUCGGACCCAUCCGGCUUCUCGCGAUUCGUCCAAAGGCUAAGAAGAAUUAUUAAAUUGGGGCGAUGUGGGCUUCGAGGAGAAACCGGGAGUCGGAGGGUAGAUUGGUUCAAAGAUACCGCGAUAUCGGUUUCACUCACGCGUGCGCGUAGAAAAAUGACUGUCAGAAAUCGUUGAUACGAUUACGAUGACGAUAGUGAUUAUGACGAUUAAUUAUGUGAAUGUCGAUUUAACGUAAAUACUGAUGGCUGUAUGUACCCCCUUGUUAUGACUAAAGGUGUGUGACGGUGUGGUGCCUCCAGUAGGUGGCGGCGACGCGGAAAUUCCCUCGUGCCCUUGCGUGUCCGAACGGGAGUGCUGCGCAGGGGGUGGCGGCGAGUUAAUCUCGUACCUCGGCGACAUUGGCCACUCCAUUCUCGUACCCGGUCCUCUCACCCUCAUUUCCUUCGCCCUGCUGAUACUCGUUGCCGUUACCUGGGCCUUUGGCCUCGCCUUCUACCACCGAUGUUUGUGUGUCAAGAAAGUAUGUCUGAGGUACUCUGGUCGGUGAUGCAUUUAUGGAAAACAGAUCGAUGUAUACGAUAAAUACGAAAAACAAAAAA